AUGUCGCUUUUUGGUCAGAGCUCCGGCGCUCCCUCUGGAGGAGGCGGCUUGUUCACCGGCUUAAGCUUGAACACUGCUGGCGGCGGUACCGAUGCCCAAGGCAAGCGCAAAUCUAUCUUCGAUGCCUCGACCUCUCAAUCGAAUGCCUCACAACCGCAACAGUCGUCUGGCCUCUUCGGAAGCCUAGGGGGAUCCACAGCUCAAAACACCUCCAGUGGCUCGCUCUUUGGUAGCGGUGCGGGUGGCAGCAACAUGACGAAGUCCAACUCCUCGCCGUUUGGCGGCGCCAGCCAGGCUCCGGCCUCUACAGCAGGUUCUUCAUUGUUUGGAAACACAACCACGGCUGCUCCCUCAGGAGGUGGACUGUUCGGUUCCGCUCCAGCCACAAGUGCACCACAAGGAGGCGGUCUGUUUGGCUCAACUACAACCACAAGCGCACCUCCGGGCGGUGGCCUAUUUGGCACAAACACCACUGCAUCGGCACCAUCAGGAGGCGGUCUCUUCGGCAACACUGGUACUACAGGCGCGCAGUCGAACCCGAUGAGUAGCUCUACAUUGUUUGGCUCGAACACUACCACAACGCAGCCAAGUGGCUCAACAUUUGGUCAAUCACAGGCCAAUCAAGAUGGCCUGCAGAGUACUCAACAAGUUGCAGGCCAAAAACAGAGCAGAGAUGGCGCCUACUUCAACAGCUUACUCGAACGGCAAAAGAAAAAGGCAAAGCUGCAACCCUCCGAUCCCAACUUCCAUCGUAGUCAGCUGCCGAACCUCAAUAUGGAUCUGGGAGAUUUGGCACGCCGCGCUCAAGACCUUGGAGGCAGAGGUGCUGGUCUGGAAGUGGCUGAUAGCCGCGCUCACUACUUGCUGGCUGGAUCUGGUGUAGCCCCAGGAAGAUCAUUUCGAGGCUUCAUGUCAGGUGAGGACGAGGCUGCCCCAGAGGCUUCCACCGUCAUGCCAGACCAUGGUUUUGAAACUGAAAGCUACAUCCGCAACCUACAAGCGAAAGGUCGUGACGCCGUUAUGCGCGAGAAUAUGGAGAGAGUCUACAAGGAGGUUGACUCGUAUAUCGAGCAGACCCUUGGUGUGGAUUUUGAAGAGCAGAAGGUUCGCAUCAUGAAACACUUCGGUCUCAUCUCGGAGGAUGAAGAGGUUGGCGGUAGUGCUCAGACGUCGAGCUUUGGCAAGACCACCACUCGGGGGCCAGGUCUCACCGGCACGGCACAGCCUGCCAGGAGUGUUUUUGGUCGAUCUGGAUUAAACAAAUCCAUCAUCGGCACUGCUGGCUCCAUCAAUGGAACCUCCUCUUUCUUCAAGGGCAGUACUUCACCAACCAAAGGCGGCACCUUGCUUAGAGGCCAGACGGCUCGAGACCUACGAGACAAGGAGAGGCUGUUCGUGGAGCAAGUCGAGGAGUUCAACAAUGCGAGGUUAAAUCGUCCUGAUCGCGCUUCUUAUCCGAUAAUGGAGAAGUUUGGACAGGUGGAAGCCAGCGCUGGUGGUGACAGCCCUCCCCAGCUCGUUGAUGCCUACAAGGCACUUCGCGAGAUUACCCGCGAGGGCAGCACCUCUUCAAACGUAUCUGAACGCCACUAUGCCCCUAGAUAUGUGCACAACUCUACACCGGGCGUGCCCGAAGAGCUACGCACACAAAUCCUUGAUGGCUCACGGACUCAUUUGGAGAAAGCCUUCUUUCGCGAGCUUGAGAGCGUCAUUGAGAAGAGUCCUCGUGAAGCCCAGCUUGGUGGCCAACCUACGAUUACCAACAAAAUCAGAGCCUAUAUACGAGUCCGUGCCUCGCGUCGCGACCUGGCUCCUGACGGUGCAGAGCUGCAGCAAAUUGGGGACACUGGGGAGUAUUGUUGGAUCCUCAUCUUCUACCUACUCCGGACCGGCUUUGCUAAGGAAGCUGCGCAAUACGUCCAAGAUGAUGCCGCUUUCCAGUCCACAGACAAGCGCUUUGUCUCGUACAUGACCCACUAUGCCAACUCACCUGAUCGGAGACUACCCAAGAACUUACAAGGCAUGAUCGAUGGAGAGUAUCAACAGCGUGCCAAGCUUGCGCCUAAGGGCUCGGUCGAUCCCUAUCGCAUGGCCUGCUACAAGCUUGUCGGCCGCUGUGAUACGGAGUCCAGGAACCUUGAUGGUAUUGGACAAGGAGUCGAAGAUUGGCUAUGGUUACAAUUUGCUCUGGCACGAGACCCACCUCGCGAUGAAGAAUCUGGACAACCGUUUGGUCUCGAGCAAAUUCAAGAGACUGUCAGCGAGAUCGGCGAGAAGCACUUCCAGAGAGGUCAAGCGGAUGCAUCCACUGCAUACGGAACGUACUUCCUCAUGCAAGUACUCUCCGGCAUGUUCGAGCAGGCUGUCGACUAUUUGCACACCUUCAACCCUGUCAGUGCCGUCCACUUCGCAAUUGCGCUUAGUUACUAUGGGCUGCUACGGACCGUGGCUGACUUCAGUGCAGCCGGCAACGAAUUAUUGUACAAAUCGACGACGGAUCAAAGCCAGAUCAAUUUCGUGCCCCUGAUCGCCUACUACACUGCAACUUUCCGCAUUGCGUUACCGGUUGCAGCUGUCGAUUAUCUAUGUCUCAUCUGUCUCAACUCCGACCUUACUCCUGCUGCACAAGGCCAGAACCAGACUCGUGCUUGCCACGAAUGUCUGCGCGAGCUUUGUCUAGAGACGCGAGAAUUCGCCCGUCUCCUGGGUGACAUUCGAAGUGAUGGCGCUCGUUUGCCAGGUGCUAUCGAGCAGCGUGCUCCUCUCAUCAAGAUUGAGACGCGCGACGAGUUUCUGCGCUCCAUCACAACCCAGUCCGCGGCCAUUGCGGACCAGCGCGGACAGAUUGCCGAUGCUGUACUGCUGUAUCAUCUUUGUGAAGAAUACGACAAUGUGGUCAGCGUUCUCAAUCGGGCCCUGGCUGAUGCUGUGACACUCGAUCUCGGCGAAACACCUAUGCAGCUCCAGCCGCUCAAGCCUCGACGUGAGCAAAGAACACCGUCACUUGACAGUCCCCAGGGUCCCGUCUCGUCUCUCUCGCUUACACAGUCUACCACAUCUCCGGUCGAGCUUGCCAAGAAUAUGGCCGCCUUGUACAACCGAGACGAGUCAUACUUUGGAAAGAUCUCGAGCGCCAAUCGGGAGGUCUGCGGAGGCCUCUUGAGACUGGCUGCUAUCCGUGGUCACCUGGAAUCGGAGCCGCCCAAAUACAUGCCGGCUCUUCAGGAGCUUAACGAACUCGGUGUCUUGCCUCUUGAAGCCAAGGGAUCGAUACCAACUAUCCGGGCGGCUGCCUCGGCUUUUGGUUCUAUGCCUCCCCUCUUGGCUAGGUGCAUUGGGAUUGCGAUUGUGUGGGCGGUCAAAGCGAUUGGUGGGGAGCGAGAGCGCAUUGUUCGGCAAGGAAGCUGGGAUGCGGGUUAUGGUAAUGAUGGCGACGGCGUUAAAGAGCAAUUAGGGAGCAUGGCCAAGGAUCUCAUGGUCUUUGCCGGUUUGGUGAAGUACAAGCUUCCAGCAAGAGUGUACGACAUGUUGACGAGGGCGGGUGGCGAUGUUGGUGGAUACUGA
Cyphellophora europaea CBS 101466 is the source of this 3564-nucleotide messenger RNA. RefSeq lists its product as uncharacterized. Gene Ontology annotation, molecular function: structural constituent of nuclear pore. The transcript is spliced from 2 exons. Lineage: Eukaryota; Fungi; Ascomycota; Eurotiomycetes; Chaetothyriales; Cyphellophoraceae. Gene Ontology annotation, cellular component: nuclear pore. Gene Ontology annotation, biological process: protein import into nucleus; poly(A)+ mRNA export from nucleus. Bases 1 to 3564 code for a protein of 1187 amino acids. The record is from RefSeq and is a predicted model, not a curated record.